AUGGCAUCUCCGCCCUACAUGUCGUCCCGCUCACCACCUCCUCUUCAGCACCCAAAGCCUACGCAUCCGGCGUACCCACCCCCAGAACCGCCUCAAACCCCAGGGCGCAGUUCGACCUCAUCGUAUGGCCGCACGUCGCUCGAGAUGGGCGAAGGCUACGUCCGCUACUCAUCCCCACCCGUUGGCAGCAUACAUCAGCAAGCCGAGGCGCCUGGGCCUGGGCAUCACCAGGCUCCACACGCUUCGACGAGCGCCUACGCCCCUCCGCAAGGCGAAAUGCACAGUCGGAGCUAUGGGCAGCAGCCGCACGCGCCGAUGGGAUAUGGGCAGCCGGCCGGGUUCGGGUGGCCUGUCAACGACGCGACGGCGCAGAUGGGUAUGCAGUUUGGCAAGAGCGCAGUGGCAGCUGGCCAGGAUUACGUUGAGAAGAAUUUCUCGCGGUACCUUCCUCUUCCACUAGUCAAGACGUGCUUUGCCGUCACGAACGGCUACGUGCUCCGCAAGCUCCGCAUUGUGCUCUUCCCCUGGCGCCACCGCCCGUGGGCACGCCAGCCACGUCGGACAGGCGAGGCAGGUGCCCAUGUCGAGUCCUGGCAGCCGCCCAGAGAUGACAUUAACGCGCCUGACCUGUACAUUCCAACAAUGGCGCUCGUGACAUACACGCUCCUUUCCGCACUGGCGGCCGGCCUCGGCAAGCGCUUCCACCCCGAGGUCCUCGGCUACGCGGCGAGCAAGGCGAUCGCCGUUGUCGUCACGGAAUUCUUUGCGAUCAAGCUCGGAUGUUACUUCCUCGACGUGCGUGGCGGCGGUGCGAGCGGCGUCGAGCUCCUCGCGUAUGGGGGGUACAAGUUUGUGGGAAUCAUCAUCACGGUCCUUGCAUCGCUUCUCUCCUUCGGUCGCGUGGCCACUGCGACAGUCUUCCUCUACGUCGCGUGCGCCAACGCCUUCUUCCUUCUCCGCUCUCUCAAGUAUGUGCUGCUUCCCGAUUCUAGCGUGAGCGCGUCAGCUGCAACACUUUCCCACGGUCAGCGGAGCCGGCGCGUGCUAUUCCUGUUCAUAGUGGCUGCUGCACAGGUGGUGUGGAUGGCGGUCCUGAGCUGGGUGUAG
Cutaneotrichosporon cavernicola is the source of this 1107-nucleotide messenger RNA. RefSeq lists its product as uncharacterized. The record is from RefSeq and is a predicted model, not a curated record. Bases 1 to 1107 code for a protein of 368 amino acids. Gene Ontology annotation, biological process: endoplasmic reticulum to Golgi vesicle-mediated transport. Gene Ontology annotation, cellular component: endoplasmic reticulum-Golgi intermediate compartment; endoplasmic reticulum membrane; COPII-coated ER to Golgi transport vesicle. NCBI's taxonomy places the organism in Eukaryota, Fungi, Basidiomycota, Tremellomycetes, Trichosporonales, Trichosporonaceae. The transcript has 5 exons.